This is a messenger RNA of Poecilia latipinna (sailfin molly), 2068 nucleotides long. RefSeq names its product ankyrin-3-like. Gene Ontology annotation, biological process: regulation of transcription by RNA polymerase II. The record is from RefSeq and is a predicted model, not a curated record. The transcript has 3 exons. Bases 523 to 897 code for a protein of 124 amino acids. Gene Ontology annotation, cellular component: nucleus. Gene Ontology annotation, molecular function: RNA polymerase II-specific DNA-binding transcription factor binding. NCBI's taxonomy places the organism in Eukaryota, Metazoa, Chordata, Actinopteri, Cyprinodontiformes, Poeciliidae.
UGGCUCCUCCCACUCGCUGUUUCCUCUGGCAUCUCCCUCUACUGUCUCCUUAUCAUUUUUCAUACCGUGCCGACUCGUGCCUGAUCAGAGAUCAGAAGGGAAUAAAUGAAAGGUUUCUACGUUUCCAUGGCACCCUCUCCUUUCUCUGCAGACUGAGCUGGGAGGGAGGGGUGGAGUUCCCCCUUCCUUUCUGUCUCUUCCGAGCUUCUGGAUUGGUUGUUGGGCUUACCUCUCUGUGAUGUGUGCCAGAGCAGCAUUCUUCCUUUUCUGACCUUGUCUCAGAUGCAGUUGCCCAUGCACCAGGGAGGGAGGCUUUCAGCACACACUCACACUUUGUGUCUGGGUGAGGAGAUCUGCUGGGUUAGAGGACUAAGCCGGACAGUUUGUCCUUGGAAACUGCCCCGGUGAGGUGAGGCUGAUAUCCGUGGACUGGCAGGUCCUUGGAGCUAUUCACACAAGGUUUCUGAGAAGACUUCUGAAAGUAAUCUAAAGGUCUUGUCUCUGUGGGAAGAGUGAGAGGCCAUGGCUCAUGCCGCAGCUCAACUUAAGAAGGCCAGGUCCGAGAUGGACCAGCCUCCGGACCUGAAGGCUCUGGAGAAAGCUAGAGAGAAGAGGCGCCGUUCCCGGGAACGGGCUGAACGCAAGCGGAAGUCGGAUAGCAACACCAGUUUUCUGCGAGCAGCAAGAGCAGGGAACAUUGACAAAGUUUUGGAAUAUCUCAAAGGAGGUGUGGACAUCAGUACCUGUAACCAGAAUGGUCUGAAUGCUCUGCAUCUGGCUGCCAAGGAAGGUCAUGUGGAUCUGGUCCAGGAGCUGUUAGAUCGGGGUGCAUCUGUGGAUUCAUCCACAAAGGUAAGAUAUAAUAUAUCCAUGCAUAACAUCCAACAUCAGCUGUAGUCGUUGUACAUGUUUACAUAUCCAGUUUUAACAUGUAAUAUUGUUCUAUAGAUAAACCACCUGUUUUCAUUCACUGUUUCAACAUAGCAGUAAACACGUUGUUGUCGGCUUGUGUCAGAAGCUCAGUUCUUUAGCCGAGCUUGACCUAUAGCUCCAUGACCGCUGAUCUUUCCUCUGUGAGUCUGAAAUCUGACACCAGACAGACAAGUCAGUCUUUAUCGAGCUUCCUUUUCAAAAAACUUCUAGUGAUGUUUAAACCAACUUAUUAAUUUAAAAGAGAUAUCCUCUGCAGUUAUGACAGAUGUUAUUCAUUGAGAAAAACAAGUUCUGCAUGUUUUUACUCCCGAAACAGAGCUCCAGAGUAAAGGUGGAGGGUUAAAGGAAAAUGAUACGUACAGUGGGGUCAGUGCCAUGGGGCCAGGCCCCUCCUCAGAGAAUACCGGUCUUGCCAUAAGCUGCAAUAAGAGAAGGAGUCAUGUUGCAACUAACCUUAGUGAUGCUCCAAAGUGCAAGUGUUAGCAAACAUUAUGCCGGAAAGUAUUUCUAAAUGGACGAAGAAUUUUAAAGUUACACAAAAGAUUACUGUGAGUAUGUAGUCUUUUGUAUAUUCAACUGCAAACUUUUUGCCACUGUAUCUUAUGACAUGGACUGUGUUUGUGAGACAUACUGUAAGUGGAUUCUCUCCUUUUGGAUUUGGUGAAGGUGUCAUGGGAGUUUAAUUUCCUAUUCAGUUGUUGUGGUGACCUGGCAAAGACCAUGUCAGGGCCGUGCAGAGGCCACUAAAGGGGCAGGUGCUCAAGCCCGCCUAGUCCCCCCCUCUGCACGUGUCUAGUCCUGUGUGACAUUCUGUGUGGUGUGCCACAGUCAGUUUAAAAGUUGUGCAGUCCCUGUUUAAAACAAUUAUUUUAGUAAUCAAGUAAUCUAUUCAUUAUUCUGAUGAAUAAUCAAGUAAUCGACAAAAAUAUUUAGUAAAAUAAAAUACUGACAAAUAUUCGCAUAACAGCAGUAUUAAUAUUGGGUGUCAAUAUCAACACAAAUUCUCAUAUUUAUGCAUCCCUAACAAUUAUUUUUCUGAAGUUUAGAAAAAUAACCUGUACAGCUUAUGUACUCACCAGCCAAUUUAAUAGGUACGCCUUGCUAGAACUGGGUUUGACCCCCUUUUGCCUUCAGA